This is a messenger RNA of Caenorhabditis sp. 36 PRJEB53466, 1291 nucleotides long. The record is from the annotation of a GenBank genome assembly. Lineage: Eukaryota; Metazoa; Nematoda; Chromadorea; Rhabditida; Rhabditidae.
AUGGGUGGAAACGUGUCCGUCCAGUUGCCAAGCGUCGCGAGUGUACGAAUCGUCGAACUUGCCGACAUCGAAGACAGGUUUUUUCGCUAUAAAUUUUGUGAUAUUCAUCAAUGUCAACGUUUUCAGAGAAAAUUUCGCCAAGUGCUCGAGUAGAUGCGCCAGGUUCAACGCGUCGGUCAAAUGUGUCUACGAGCAAUUCGCAGUGAGACAGAACGAGGAUUACGUCGAAUUUACACGAUUCGGAGUGAGAAGCGCCGAACCGAGAGAUGUAAUUAAUCGAUUCGAGUCUGUCGUGGACGCCAUUGAAGCUCUGAAAACAAUGCUCUCCCGGAAAUCGAGUAUUCUCAUGUUGAAGGUGAAUGCAGAACAUUAUUCGUUCGGACACCCUCGAGAAGAACUGGACAGGUUGCUGCGCUCACUCGGAUAUCAGUUGAACGUCCGGCAGGUGCAAGUAACCAGUUUUACGCUGCCCCUAUGUCUCCCGACUGUUCUCAAGCAUCUGUGCCCGAGAACACUAAAGUCGUGCUCGGUGGAUAACACCUAUUCGUGGACCAGUCCGGAAGUUUACAAAACGGAGGCGUGGAAACAACUGGAGGAACUAUCGAUUUGUGGCAAUAUCAUUUCAUUCGAACACUGCUGGCACAUUCCGAUACUCACACUUGAUGAAUUCGGAGGGUAUCUCGAGAAGGAAGAAGUUCAGAACAUCACUCGGGUAACCAUUUUCUAUUCGAUCCACAAAAACCACAAAAACAAUUUCAGCAUUUUCUCGAAGACGAUCAAUUGAAAGUGUGGAAGUAUCAGGGAUUUCCAAUGUACGAGGAUAAAAUCGAGGAGCUGUUCGGAUACAUCAGGCCGGCGAAUCGUGACGGCGAGAACUACAAGUUCGACUUCUCCGCCAAACUUCCUCUAUUUGUUUUUUGUCAUGAUACAUUUGUGAUUUUUAGUAGAAACAGGAAUGAAGCGGUAUCCUUUUAUUUUUGUGAUUCUUUUUCUUCUUCUCAUCAAGACGUUCAUUGUCUACCAGGGAUGUUGGGUUGCAGAACAGGCGCCUGUUGCAGGGAAACGUUUUCUGAUAGCUGAUUCUUUUUUUUUUGAAAAUUCAAGUCAGGCAGGAAAAAACUGGUUUUUACCUGCAAAUUCUUCAUUAAAAUUAGUUUUUUGCAAUAAAAGUUGAUUUUUGCAUUGUCUUAACAUAACCAUUACUCGUUUGCGUUUCAGAAACUUCGAAAAAUGGCUCGUUGAUCACUUUGCUCACGGUGAUUUCUCUUUGGGGUCUCGCGGAGGUUUCUAG